AUGGAGGACAGCAUUGACCCCAGGCUCCGCGGCACCGACGAGCAGAGCUCAGCUGUCGCCCACGAUGCUCAAACGGGCCACCAUAACGCUGUAGCACCGCAACCACCAUCGAUAGCAUCACCAACGACAACGUCGACCGUAGGCCCCAGUCCAGCGUCAAUCGGACCCCCGACCGGCCACAGCUAUGGCGCAACUCCGGCCACGCCAGCGACAGCUUCGCAUCCCCCCUACACGGCAGAUGGCGAAACCCCCGACGGCGCUGCUGCUGGCCACGACGGCACGCCAGGCGACCCCAACGAUCCUAAACGACCUCGUGCCUGCGAAGCUUGCCGCGGACUAAAAGUCAAGUGCGAGCCCGAGCCCACAGAUCCCGACGGACCUUGCAAGAGAUGCAAGAAGGCCAACCGGUCUUGCAUCAUUACGCAGCCCACUAGGAAGAGGCAAAAGAAGACGGACAGCAGAGUUGCCGAGCUGGAAAAAAAGAUUGAUGCUCUGACAGCGAGUUUGCAGGCAUCAAGAGGUGCGCCAGCAUCACAGCCAUCAUCUGCCAGCGACCAGACCAACUUUGCCAGUUCCCAUCAGCAACAACAUGUUGUUGCCAAUCUACCGCGAGAAUGGCACCAACCCCAAGCACCAUCCCGGGAACCGCAGCCACAGUACAGCCCGGAGCAGAGCAGCAAUGUGCCCUUCCUACCACCCGUGGUGAUGGCUGGCCAGAAGAGGAAACACACGGACACUCCAGAGGGCUCUGCAGAAGAGUUGAAAGUUUGGCCAGCGCCUCCACCGAAACGAAACGAAUACACCACGGAUGUAAUCGAUCGCGGCAUCAUGACGAUGCAGCAAGCCAACGAGUGUUUCGCGCGGUAUACAGACCACAUGACCAAACACCUCCCUGCUGUCGUCUUUCCUGCAGGUACAACAGCAGCAGAGGUGCGGAAGAACAAGCCUAUUCUCUUCUUGGCAGUCAUGGCGGCUGCAUCCUCCGAGAUUCCAGAAAUUCAACGCCAACUGGUCAAGGAACUGGUGCAAAUAUUUGCCGACAAGAUUGUCGUCUAUGGCGAGAAGAGUUUGGAGCUUGUCCAAGCACUUCAAGUCGGCGUCAUCUGGUAUCACCCCCCGGAGCAUUUUGAAGAGCUCAAGUUCUAUCAGCUUGUGCACAUGGGUGCUGUUAUGGCCAUUGACAUUGGCUUGGGCAGGAAAAAGAGCAGUAGCAAGCAAAAGAUGAUUCCUUAUACUUGGAAAGACCAUCCACUGCGGAAACAUCCACUCCCGGAGCCCACCACGAUCGAAUCUAGACGUACUUGGAUGGCAUGCUAUUUCUUGGCCUCUAAUGUUGCCAUGGCAUUGCAUCGCCCCAACCUCAUAAGAUGGGCACCUUUCAUGACGGAAUGCAUGGACAUACUAGAGUCCUCUCCAGAGGCUGCGCCUACUGACAAGUACUUGUGCCACCUGGUUUGGACGCACCGCCUGGCAGAGGAAGUCGGAAUCCAAUUUUCAAUGGACGACCCAAACAUAUUUGUCAAUAUUGCUGAGCCAAAGGUCCAGUAUGCUCUCCGGGGUUUCGAGAGAGAUCUAGAGAGAUACAGUGAUUCCAUACCAAAAACCGAAAAACAAGCAUCGCUUCUCCUAAGCUUUAAUGUGCUCAGUCUCUAUAUGCAUGAAAUAGCUCUGUAUGUUGAAAAACCAGAUGAUAUACGGCCACCGUAUAAUGCAGAUGCUCUCCGAGACCCCGUCCCCGGAUUGAACGAGUCUCUCACAGCUGCUCAUAUUGGAGCACUAAGCUCUUGCUUAACUGCAAUUGAUGGAAUCUUUGAGACAUUUCUGAGCAUGGACGUACACAGUAUACGCUGUUUACCCGUUUUCAAUUUCGUUCGAGUCGCAUACGCUGUAGUCGUCUUGAUCAAGAUGUACUUUAGCGCGAGCAUGCCCAACUCUGAGCUUGGAAAGGUCAUCAACAAGGAUCACAUGAAGGUUGAAGAAUACCUCGAGAAACUUCUUGCCAAGUUUGGCGAGGUUGCUGCUGCUGAUAGGUCACGGCCAGCGGCCAAGUUUAUUGUCGUCUUGGCUAUGCUACGAGGCUGGUUUCAGAAACAAGGCAAGGGAGAACCUGGGGCUCCGUCACUCCCACCGCAACAAAUGUCGGGCAAUGAAUUGACGCCAAAAGGAGAGACUGGUACACCAGUCCCGACUCCACAGCCUCCACAGCAACAACCGCAACCGCAAGCCAACGAGUAUAAUCCAGCAAAUACUCCUUUGCAACUGCUCUCUGAGAUUGCGACGGGCAACCGCGGCGAUCAGGUCAGUACGGCGAGCAGCUCAAAUCUCGCCUCGACCCAAGCUUUCCCCAACACCUGGAUGGCAAACAACACAAUACAACCCACCCCACCCUUUGUAUUUGAUCAUAAUAACGUGGGCGUAGCCUUGCCCUAUCUCAACAACUCUUUCUCGGCCGACUUUGACUAUUCCAAUCUGGGCGAGGGUUUCGAACAGGCUAUGGGCCUGACCUUUGGCGGGUUCAUGGAUCCUGAUAUGAGUAUGCAGGGCAUGGAGUACAUUUUUGACGGAAAUAGUAAUACUAUGGGAGGACAAUCGGCCUUUACAUAUCAGUGA
This is a messenger RNA of Pestalotiopsis fici W106-1, 2610 nucleotides long. RefSeq lists its product as uncharacterized. The transcript is spliced from 2 exons. The record is from RefSeq and is a predicted model, not a curated record. Lineage: Eukaryota; Fungi; Ascomycota; Sordariomycetes; Amphisphaeriales; Sporocadaceae. Gene Ontology annotation, molecular function: DNA-binding transcription factor activity, RNA polymerase II-specific; transcription cis-regulatory region binding; zinc ion binding. The coding region runs from base 1 to 2610 and encodes 869 amino acids. Gene Ontology annotation, cellular component: nucleus. Gene Ontology annotation, biological process: regulation of DNA-templated transcription.